This is a messenger RNA of Anopheles stephensi (Asian malaria mosquito), 3402 nucleotides long. Its product is annotated as putative fatty acyl-CoA reductase CG5065. Lineage: Eukaryota; Metazoa; Arthropoda; Insecta; Diptera; Culicidae. The coding region runs from base 1447 to 3018 and encodes 523 amino acids. Gene Ontology annotation, cellular component: peroxisome. Gene Ontology annotation, molecular function: alcohol-forming very long-chain fatty acyl-CoA reductase (NADP+) activity. Gene Ontology annotation, biological process: long-chain fatty-acyl-CoA metabolic process. The transcript is spliced from 5 exons. The record is from RefSeq and is a predicted model, not a curated record.
AUAUCAAUGCAACAUGCAACAUGCAAAGGUAUAGCAGGUUGAGUGUGUGAGGUUGGAGAGUCAUUUCUUUUUCUCGACUCGACUCGAGGUUUGGUUAAGACUUGUUUGGGCCUUUUUGCCGUAUCCACCUAGUUAGUUAAGACGAGUUAGUUAAGUCGUUUUUCUAGCUGGCUAUUUUCUUCUAUUUUUCCUAAAUUCGCCCGAGAAAUUAUCCAAAACUCGUGAUCAUUCAAUCAAACAAAGAUGGCCGCGUUAUUAGCUCCCAAUGUCCUCCCAAUUUCGAAUCUCUCGUCUUCUUGGGCUAGAUGCGAUUGGUAGGGCAUCGAAUUCUAUCGGAGGCGUAGACCAAAUAUUUUUCCGCAAAAUCUUUAUCCACUUCACUCUGUGACUUGUGAGUAGUCCGGCUCCACUCCGGAUAGGAUUUGAACCCCGGUCCUGCCGUGGAGAAGACCGGUGCCGUUAUCGCCUCGCUAAUUGUUGACAACACGCUAGAGAUCAUCAACUCUCCCGGAUAUUCAUUCCAACCAUUUUCCUCCAACCUCACUAAGCGCGCGCGUGUGUGUGUGUGUGUGUGUGCAGUAGCGGAUAGUUCACGUCCAUUACUCCAACAUGUUGCCCCCCACAUGUACACGGUCCCAUUGCACGGUGAUGGCGGCACAAACUGGUUCGGGUUUUCUCGAUUUUCUUUACGUGGCGGCAGCAGAGAAAAAAAGGCUUUCUUUGGAGGCGCCACCAUACCACCCACCAACCCACCCACCACCGGUUGCGAGUGCAGCGGUGCGUAAUGCAACCCGUACCUGGCGGAGGAGAUCCUUUGGCGCUUACGGUUAGCGUUACGGUGGCUUUGCUGUGGCGUGCUGAUCGUACGCGGCGGUCAGUCGUCUUUCGAAGCGCACCACUGGCGGACGGUGCUUAGCAGUGUAGCGCCAUCUUGUGCCAAGCGGACAUUUUACGGGCGUGUUUGUGUGUGCGUGUGCGGGAUCCGAUAACCCGCGAUAGCCAAAGCAACAUCCAACGUCCUCUCUAUCAAACCCAUCGAAUUUGAAUGUGAUUGCGUGUGUGUGUGUGUGUGUGUGUAGGGGGUGGUGCGUCUCGUCUAUUUGGGCUUUGUUUCGUCCCAAACCAACGCAGACCGUACAGAACCUAGCUCCUGUAGCAUAUUAUCGAUCAACCGAGGUGGUGUCCUGCCAGGCUAGCCGAACGAACCCGGGGCUAGGCUGGACAGGUGUUCCAACGUUCCGGAGCAGUUCCAUUCCACAACCAAUCAAGGUGCGUAAGCACACGCGAAUUCUCACAACGGGAAGUAGAGCUCAACGAGUCGGAAAAAACCAGCAUCCCGUCAUGGUAGAUUGCCGUCGGGUUUGAAGCAACCGAAAAACAGUUCCAGCACCAGAACAGUGCCCAAACAGUAUCACAGACUCCCACAGAAAGCAGCAGCGCACGACGAUGUUGGCCGAGCCGGUCGAGACGAAGCUUCCGGUGAAGGGGGCACACCUGCCGCUGGACGAAAACAACAAUGUGGAGGAGAGGGCCACCGUUACCGAUGCGCUCGUGCCGUUCUACGACGGCAAGCACGUGCUGGUGACGGGCGGGACCGGCUUCCUCGGCAAGGUGCUGAUCGAGAAGCUGCUGCGUGCGUGCGAACGCCUCGGCACCAUCUACAUCCUGCUCCGUCCGAAGCGGGGCCUAACGAGCGAGCAGCGCUACCGGGAGUUUGUCCGCCAUCCGGUGUUCGAACGGAUCCGGGCGAAAACGCCACAGCUGCUGGCGAAGCUGGUGUGCGUGGGCGGUGACAUCUCGCUGCCGCUGCUCGGGCUAAGCGAACCGGACCGUCGGACGCUGGUGGACCGGGUGCAGGUAGUGUUUCACGUUGCCGCGACGGUACGCUUCAAUGAGGCGUUGGCCGAGGCGGCCGUACUGAACACGAUCGGCACGAAGCAACUGCUGGAACUGUGCACCGGGAUGCGUCAGCUACAGAGCGUGGUGCACGUAUCGACCGCCUACAGCAAUGCGUGCCGGCGUGAGGUCGAUGAGGUAGUGUACCCGGCGCCGAUGGAUCCGGAACGCUUCAUCCAGUGUGUGCAGCUGCUGCCGGGUGAGGUGAUCGGGGCCAUCGCCACCCAGCUGCAGGGUGACCAUCCGAACACGUACACCCUCACGAAAGCCAUCACCGAGCAGCUGGUGGCUCAGUACGCGGAACAGCUGCCACUGUGCAUCGUGCGUCCGUCGAUUGUGACCGGUGCGGUCGCGGAACCGUACCCCGGCUGGAUUGAUAACGUGCACGGCAUUACAGGAAUCAUGAUGGAAAUCGGGCGCGGUACCAUCAGCAGCAUCAUGUGUGACGAACGCUGCACCAUGGACGUCAUCCCGGUCGACAUCGUCUGCAACACACUGAUCGCGGCCGCCUGGGAAAACGCGCACACCACGACGACCCCGGUGCGCGUGUACAACUGCACGUCCGGGCAGGUGAACGGCAUCAAGUGGCACGAGUACGGCCGUAUCACGCAGGCCUGCGCCGUCCGCAAUCCCACCAAGCACGUCCUGCUCUAUCCCGGCUUUCGGUUCCGCACGAACCGGCUCGUCCACAAGCUGGUCGAGCUGGCGCUCCACUUUCUGCCCGCGUACCUGUUCGAUGCGCUGCUGCGGGCCCGCGGCGGACAACCGAUCAUGGCGCGGCUAGCCCGCCGCUUCCAGCGCGCAGCCGACACCGGCGAGUUCUUUGCCAUGCACGAGUGGACCUUCCGGAACGACAAUCUGCGCCAGCUGGGCGAACGGGUACGGCGGGACCGGGCCGGCGGCGCCUUUCGCUGCGACGUUACCGGGCUCGAUUGGGCGGCGUACAUCGAGGCGUACAUGCUGGGAAUCCGCCGGUUUGUGCUGAAGGACGACAUGGACAGUCUCGGGCAGGCGCGGGCCAAACUGCGCCGACUGCUCUGGUUCAAGCGUGCCAUCCAGCUGGCCGGCUUACUGCUCGUGUACUAUCUCUGCGCACUGCUCUUCCGUCCGGGUGGUGUUUAGCGAGGACCGGCAGCGGAUUUGCUGAUCAUGGGACGCGCAAACGAUUAUUUUAAAGUCUACCUAAACCGGGGCGGGUGAUUACAUAAGGGGGGGAAAACAUAAAACAGGGGGUAAGGGAUGACAAAAUGCAGAACAGAACAAGGCGGGGGGGGGGAAUGUGGGGAUCGAUAGGAAGCCGUCACCUUUAUUAAUAUACACUGCAGGUGGGCUCUGACCCAUACUUGUACGAGAACGCUAGUACAGCAAUUACAACUUUAACACACACACACACCAUUACACCGUGUGCUUCUGUUGCGUUAAAUUGGUAAAGGCUUUUGAGAAUGUGGGCCAACUAUGAACUAUGUAAGCUACAAUAAUGAUUGCGCCAACAAUUACAUAUAACUA